This is a messenger RNA of Acanthosepion pharaonis, 1422 nucleotides long. The record is from the annotation of a GenBank genome assembly. Lineage: Eukaryota; Metazoa; Mollusca; Cephalopoda; Sepiida; Sepiidae.
AUGGCCGAUUCUGAUUUCUCUCAGGUUUUUCGCGACCAAGAAUCCGAUGAAAUCAGUUUGGAAACUUCGGUUCCAACGGACACUUUGUCUCCAGAAAGGGACGAUCGUGGCAGGAAAGUCAGGCUAAGGAGAGACGAUCUUCUCCAAAAGGAACGAGAUGAAAUUAGCCGACAACUCGCAUCAUGUAAGCAAGAAGUUGCUUUAUUAACACAAGACAAAAAUUACCUGACGCGACAGGUGAGCGAACUGACGAAUCGUUGCAGUUUGUUGGCCGAGAAAAUUGAGGAAUCCAAUUUACAGUUGGAGAAUGCCAAAAAAUCCCGAGAGGAAAUGUAUGAAAAAUAUGUGUCGUCACGUGACUUGUACAAGUGUGAGUACGAAAACAAACUGAAAGAUGAGCUGGAAACGAUUCGUGCUCAGACAAACUCUGAGAUCGAACGACUUCGCACAUCUACCAAAGAGCUGUACGAGCGGGAGAACUCUAAUUUGCGAGAAGCAAGGGAGAUGGCUAUCUUGGAGAAGGAAAAGUUUGAAAGCAGCGGGCAAGAACUUCAGGCCAAAUAUGAACAACUCCUCAACGAGUACCGAACAUUACAGAUGUCGGGCGAACAAAGGCUUCUAGAUUUACAAACCGAGGCGAAAUUAAAGGCAUUUGAGGCUGAAAGAACUCAUCUCGCAUAUGAAGAAAAUUGCAGAAAUCUCAAAGAAUACCAAUUGGAAAUUGAAAAGCUCGAAGCAAAAUAUGAAGUACUGCUUAAGGAAUAUUAUGCUAUGGAAGCCGCCAAGAGCAAGAAAAUUGCUGAAUUAGAAUCGGAACUGUCUUCAAAGAAUAUACGUUUGGAUUCCUAUGACAAAAUUGAACAAGAAUUGGACGAUCUCGUGUUACAAGCUGCCGAAAUUGAGGACGAAACAAAUGCUGAAAAAGUGCUUCUUGCAUAUGGCACCAACAUGGGGACAAAUACCAAACGCCGUUUAAAGCAGAGUGUUGAUUUAGCAAAAAGAGUUCUCCUGCUUGAGCGGACCAAUGCAACUCUUAAGCAGGAGCUGGACUCUGAACGUAAGACUGUCAAGGAAAAGGCAGAGGAGGUGAAGUCGUGCAAAGAGCUGCUCGAGUCGGCUCAGCAGCCGCAAAGCUACCUGAUCGAGUCAAUACAGAGUCGGGAUGCGUUGCUGAAGAAGCGCCAGAAAGGUCUGCAGGAAGCGGAACAACAGAUCAGCAACCUGCAGGAGGAACGGCUGCAGUUGAUUCAGACACAGAACCAAAUGUCAGAGGACAUCAAACGACUUCUGAGCCAUCAGGCAGAAAUUGCUCUGAUUAAACAGAUACUCGCUAAAAUGUCCAUGACCAACGCAGAAGUCACUGUUGCAGAAAGCGCGACCAAUAUUUACAAGCCUGGAUCCAUUUCUUACAGUAAAACCUGA